AGUGGGCGAGGCAGAGGGACUGUGGGAUGGAUUUCCAGAGGGUAGCGGUUUUCUCAACCCUCUCCUCGUGUCAACCGACCACACUGAGAACACGAUCUGGCUUUAUUUUCUUGCGAGUCUCACCUGUCAGGGCCUCUGCAACUCUUCUUGCGAAAUGAUUCUUUCGUUUCCGUGCCUUCCCUCUCUGCCUUCUUUUAAAUGGAGAGAGAGGAACAGACAGAGGCGGGCAGUUAAAUCAGAGACAGACGGUUGGGGGGGUGGGGGAGGGGCGGCCAGAGGGAGAGAAACAGGCAGACAGAUGGGGAGAGUGACAGAAACAGGCAGACAGGUAAAUGGGGGAGGAUGGGUGCCUGGGAGGAGAGAGAAAGGGAGGAACAGACUGAAACAAACUGACAGAUGGGAGGGAGUGACAGAAAGAGACAGACGGCUGAGUGAGUGGGAGACACGGUUGGAGAGGGAGAGAAAGGAUGCUUGUCUCUGUAUCUCGAGAGGGAGGAUGCAAAGCAUGAUUAGUCCAAUGUGAGCGGCAUUCAGGGAUUCACAGAGGGAGGGGGUGGACACAGGAACAGGAACUUGAAAGGCACAUCCCGAGAGACACAAGCCGGGCACGGUGUUCCAGAACAACCGGCAGCAGCAGCCAGGUGGACAGUGCAGAGAGGCCUGUGUGGCUAACGGUCCUGGAAUUAUCAGACAAUUCACCAAGGGCGCAGGAGGCUGGCAGUACGUCUAAAAAUAACCCCACUCCGAGCUCGUGUUACGCUGAGGGCAGGAGUGACUGGGUUGAUUCUGAAAUCCUGCCAGUCGCUAUUUUGGGGAAAGGAUGACUUCUGGAAACCCCUUGAGGGGUCUUACAGUAACUCAGAGAGUGGCGCUCGCUAUCGGGGUCUCAGCAAGUGCUGUCGCAAUCUAUGUACUGUACAAGAAGUACUGGGAGAGCCGAGAUGAGGAGUGCCUGCUCGUUGGGGAGGAUCCAAUCUCGAUGGACAUGCGAGUCCCUCGCGAGGUCAUCAAGGCCAUUAUCGGACGCCAGGGCUCCACCAUCAAACAGCUCAGACGGGAUACGGGGGCUCGGAUCGAGGUGGACGACGUCGAAGAUGUGGAGGAUGCGAUGAGGCCUGAGCGGAUCGUGACCAUCACCGGCACUCCGGUGCAGGUGUGCCGGGCCGGGGUGGCCAUUCACCAGCUGCUGGCCACCAAAGUCCAGGUCACCGAGGAGCUGUUCGUCCCCCAGGCAGCCGUGGGCCGUAUCAUAGGCCGCGGCGGGGAGAAUAUCCGCACUAUCAGCCGCAACUCGGGAGCCAAGAUCCUGUGCGAGAGAGAACGGGCGGAGCCCAACCUGGACGCCAGGAGACUGAUCAAAAUCACGGGCACCCAGGAAGAGGUCGCCACAGCAAAGGCCCUGAUUCUGGACACGGUGAAGGAGGAGGAGCAGUUUCGGCUGAAGCUGGCCAGCUCAGCGGCCACCCGCCGCCAUCGCAAGCACCCGGUCUGCAAAAGGCUCUCGCCUGACGGCAACAGCGAGGGGCCAGAGUGCCUGAGCGGGCACGGGGCACUGCCCGUCAACACCGAUGCCAACCCGGAUCACGCCUGCACCAGUGACUCCAGCCAGGUGGCAAAAUUCGAGAUCCCGAGCCCGGACUUUGGCUUCUUGGUUGACGAGUAUCUGGAGGUUUACGUGUCAGCUUCUGAGAACCCGAACCGCUUCUGGAUUCAGAUCCUGGGCACCAGGUGUUUGCAGCUGGACAACCUGACGGACGAGAUGAUGCGUUAUUACAGUGGCUGCAAACAUGAGGAGCGGGUGUCUGCCAGGGUGGGCGAUAUCGUGGCUGCUCCCUUUCAGGACGACGGCUGCUGGUAUCGUGCCCGCGUCCUCGACUUCCUGCCAAACGGCAGCGCCGACCUCUACUACGUGGACUACGGAGACAACGGGGAGGUGCCAGUCAACAGGCUGCAGGCCCUGAGGAGCGAUUUCCUGAGCCUCCCGUUUCAGGCCAUCGAGUGUAGCCUCGACCGAGUGCAACCCAUUGGACGCCGAUGGACAGAGGAGGCGCUGAACGAAUUUGAUCGCCUGACGCAUUGCGCUCACUGGAAGAUCCUUCUGGCAAAGAUCUGCAGCUACGAGGAGAGCGGCGGAAUCACCCGGCCACACAUUCAGCUGUUUGACAAGAGCAGCGAGAAGCAGACUGUGGACAUUGCCGAGGAGUUAAUCUGCCUGGGACAUGCCAUGCGCUGUGCCCGCAUUGGCUCCCUCCUGAACCCAGACACCCUGAACCCCACCACAACCCUGAUGAAUGCAUUGCGACAAAAUGAUGUCCGCAGAGACUCAUCAUCUGAAACGUGUUCAACGGGAAGCGCAGAGAACAAUCCCUCUACAUCCAUGCACGCUGCCUCUGAUCUGCGGAGCUUCAGGUCUGGUGAUGGGCCGAGGAGGCUGACAAGGGACGUCAACACCACAUACAAGCUUCUCCAGAGCACCGUGCCUGAGCCGGAAGACAGUUCCAGCCACGACCCAGUUCGGUUCUUAUUCGAUAUCACUGUCCUGGGACAGACUUCUGUGUCUGACAGUUUCCCGAGCCAGUCGUGUGGCUCCGUGUCUGCCCUCGCGGCCUGUGACCAGACGUCUGCGUCAGACAGCGUCUUUGGCUAUUUGGCUGUUUCCUCUGGGCACAAAGGGGGGGAGGAGGAAGAGGAGGAGGCCGAGGCUCUGACGAGCGCUGGCACACGUAGCCCGCCGCUCAGCGGGGACGGCGAUCGGAGCAGCAGCCGUUCAGAGGGCUCCAUUCCCUGCAGUGGCGGGGUGCAUCCAAUGCAGGAUGAUUGCAUGUGACGGGCGUGACGUGGUGGCUGAACAGCCUUCACUGACAGGCAGCCAGCCCAAGGGUUCAACUCUCCACGGAAAGUGGCUUGAAUGUAAAUUUUGCAUCAACGGAAGGAACGGUGUUAAGCGUUCGUUUAUUUUUUUUUCUCUUCUUCUUGCAAUUAAAAGCCUUCGAUUCGGAUUUUUGGCCUCGGGCGCGCGGAGGAAGGGGGG
Molecule: messenger RNA, 3031 nt
Organism: Callorhinchus milii (elephant shark)
Lineage: Eukaryota; Metazoa; Chordata; Chondrichthyes; Chimaeriformes; Callorhinchidae
Gene: tdrkh
Product: tudor and KH domain containing
Exons: 15
Coding region: 821-2827 (668 amino acids)
Biological process (GO): spermatogenesis
Molecular function (GO): RNA binding
Source: RefSeq, a predicted model, not a curated record